GAGAUCCAUCCUUGGAGCGUAGGCAGUCUUACUACCGUCGCGAUGGCGAGCCACCACGCUACGAUCACUACGUUCCGAGAGACCCUCCAUCACGCACCGCAUACAGUGCAACGCCAAUCGCAUCACGCCAUUCUGGUCAAAAAUAUCGAGGCAGCGCAGCGCUCGAACUCAGAAAAGGCGGUGUACGAUACUUCAUGAUCAAAUCUUGGACCCACGAAAAUGUGAACGCCGCCCAGCGUGAAGGUGUCUGGGCAACCCAAGAGAAGAAUGAACAACUACUAACUGAAGCCUUCAAAACAUCUCGACAUGUAAUCCUCCUUUUCUCCGUAAACAAGUCGAUGGCAUUUCAAGGCUACGCUCUUAUGACCUCGCUGCCGGAUCCUGAUCUUCCAGAGCCAGCCUGGGCUGCUAAGCUGAACUGGGCAACUUCUGCGACUUUCACAGUGAAAUGGCUCGGAACUACUUCAAUCCCCUUCCGUACGAUUGGUCAUCUCAAGAAUACUUUGAACAUUAAUGAGGAUGGAGAGCCACUUGCUGUGCUGGUUGGCAAGGACGGUCAAGAGAUAUCUGCAGAUGCUGGCAUGGGUGUGGUCUGGGUUCUCGAUGAGGCGGAGGCCAACGCGAGGGAUGGAAGACUGCGUUGAUGAAUAGGGUCUUGAUUUCCGAUUGCCUCGAAUGGCCAGGACGAGGAGUGCGAUGGAAUCAAAAUAGAUAGCACACGAAAUCAAAGGCUUUCAUUGC
This is a messenger RNA of Pseudocercospora fijiensis CIRAD86, 741 nucleotides long. RefSeq lists its product as uncharacterized. Gene Ontology annotation, molecular function: mRNA binding; N6-methyladenosine-containing RNA reader activity. NCBI's taxonomy places the organism in Eukaryota, Fungi, Ascomycota, Dothideomycetes, Mycosphaerellales, Mycosphaerellaceae. Gene Ontology annotation, cellular component: nucleoplasm. The record is from RefSeq and is a predicted model, not a curated record. The transcript has 2 exons. Gene Ontology annotation, biological process: mRNA splicing, via spliceosome; regulation of alternative mRNA splicing, via spliceosome. Bases 195 to 644 code for a protein of 149 amino acids.